UGACAUAUAGAUGGCAUUAGUUACGAUUUUGUAUUUAUAUUUUGUUUUUUUUUUGCUUCGAAUUUACACGUUUUUUUUCUUUAAUUUUGUUUAAUUUUGUAAAUUAAAUAAUGUAAAAUUCGAUAAUAUGACAACUGAUAAGAAUAAAUCUGAUUCAUGUCUUUUUCCAUCAAUGUCAUCAUCGAUUGAUAAUGUCGAUGGUGAUGAUUGUCCAGCGCCGGUUGUCACUUUAUUUCCAAGUGUUUCAUCAUCAUCAUCAGCAACAUCAUCGGUUAUUCCAAAAACAUUGCCACAAUGUUCAAGUUUUCCCCAAAACAUCGACCUCAUCGAUAAUGAUAACGAUGAUGAUGAUCCGAUGAAAUCAUCAAACGAUAAUAUAAUAGAUUUGAGCAGUGACGACAAUGAUUCAAAUUCGAGCAUUGAAUUUAUCGGUGAACAUCGUGAUCGUCGUCGAAAACAUUCGAAGAAAAAAAACAAACAUAAACAUCGACGACAUGAGAAGAAAAAGAAAAGGAAGAAAGAAUCCGAAGGAGAUCAACAAACAUAUGACAAUAGUUAUCUAUCAUAUCUACCAAAAGGAUCGAAAGCAAAUUUCUUAGAAGAUAUACCGAAUUUACGUUCAGAAGAUGCAUUUCGUUUUGAUCGUAAUGGUGAUCGAAAUAAUCUUGCAUUUGAUAAACUUUAUGAACGUUAUGUUCCUAGAUAUCAAUCAAAAAAUGUGAUACGUUUGUAUGGUCGUCAACAAGGUGAAUUUGUUGAUGAUGAAAGAGAAAAAAAGAAGAAAAAAAUUCAAAGAUAUUUUGUAGGAAAAAAGAAGAUAAAAUCCAUUAAUGACGGUAACUUUAUUUAUCCUAAAGAUAAUCUUUUCAAUCAGACAAAUAUCGAUUAUAUUCGUUUGAUCGAAAUCGAUGAUUUAUUGACAAAAACGGAAACAUCCAAUAUGGAACAGCCAAAAAUUCAAUUCGAAUCAUUAAAGGAUGUGGAACAAAUUCGUCAACAACAACAACAAGGUCCACAACAAGCACCAUCCAUUCAGCAAUUAUUAAUGGAAAUGACCAGAAUUUUCAAUCAUAAUCUUUAUGAAGAUCGAACAAGUGUUGAUAAAUGGAUUGAUUUUAUACAUUUUCAAGAUCUUGCCUAUUUUCAUGGUAUACAUUCAUUUCAGGAUACAAAUGUUAAUGAUAAUAACCCUGAUACGCGAACUUCAUCAAUGGAUAAUGAAAAAACAUCAAUGAAUCAUCGAAAACGAAAAUUUUGUAUCGAAAGAAAAUUCGAUAUCUGUACAAAAGCUUUAGAACAUAAUCGUCGUUCAAUGAAAUUAAAUCUAUUACGAUUAAAAUUAUUAAGUCAAUAUUCGGAUGAAUUACAAAAAGAUUGUCAUCAAAUAGAUGAUGAAUGGAAAAAUCUUUGUUUUUUAUUUCCAAAUGCACCUGAAACAUGGUUUGAAUGGCUUUAUCAUUCAUUACGAUCGGAACGAAUGAUGAAUUUUAAAUUUAAUCGUACGAAAAAAAUAUUUAAACAAGCAUUCAGUGCAUUAAGUCGUAAACAAUUGGAAGGACAAUUUCGUUCACAUCAAAUUGAAUUGAAUGAUCUUGAAACAAUUUUAAUAAAUAUUACAGAAUUUAUGGCCGAAUUUCUUCGUUCAAUUGAUCAACAAGAAAAAGCUAUAGGAAUAUAUCAGGCAUUGAUUGAAUUUAAUUUGUUUACACCGGAUGAAUUAGAUUUCAAUGUAUCGAUUGAUGAUUGGAUAAUAUUAUUCGAACAAUUCUGGGAUUCUGGUGUACCACGUAUCGGUGAAUAUUCGGCAACUGGUUGGCAACAAUUUCAAAAAAAUGUAAUGAAAAAAUUUAUCGAUAAAAUUCAAAUUAGAGAUGAAAGAAAUUUGGAAAAAUUUGGUACCGAAAAAUUAAUGAAUGAAUGUGAAGAUCGAAUUAUUUCAAAAUUGAAACAAUCAUUAUCGAAUGAUGAUCGUUUAAAAUCAUUAUGUUGGUUACAUAUGGAACGAAUGCGUAACCGAUUACAUUGGCUACCAACCAAUAUUCAAAUGUUGCCUGCAAAUCAUUCGAUCGAUGAUAUUGAAGAUCCUGAACGAAUUGUUCAAUGUGAUGAAGAUCUUCGACCAUUUUUAUAUCGAUUACGAAAUCUUGAAUCAAAAUUUGAAUUAUCAUUAAAAUUUCUACGAUUUCUUUCCAUAUCGUUCAUAACGAAUGCAUUAGAUUCUGCAUAUUCAACUAGUCGUUUUGAAAUGGAAUUUUCACUAAUUCGUCCAGUAGAUAAACAAUAUUCAAUGGAAACAAAAUUGUUUGAAAAUUUUCGUAAAUUUGAUAGCAAUCGUUUUGGAAAUUAUUCCGAAUUAUUUAUAUUGAAACGUUUUGAACUUGAUAAUAAUUAUUAUUGUUUACCAUUAUGUAAUGAUAUUAUGAAUGAAUAUGAACAAUUUUCUAAUCAAUCAUAUCAAACAUUUGUAGAUAAUUUAUUUGAAAAACUUAUCAAUCAAUUCCGUGAUGAACAACAACAAAUUCAAUUAACAUUACUUUGGAUACAAUUCAAACGACAAUUAUUUGAACAAAAACAAAUAACAUUAAUAAUGUUUAAGAAAUUUUUGAAAGAAAUUUUAAAAAAAUAUUCAAAUAAUUUAAAAAAUGGUUUACAUUUUUAUCAAAUUUAUGGUCAAUUUAUGUUCGAAUGGGAUAUUAAUGAAGCAAUUAAAAUCUAUUCAACAACAUUGAAAUUAAUUCCAUCGACAUAUGCGCAAAAUCGUUUACGAUUAGCAUUAAGUUUUGUUCGAAUGUUAUUGAAUUUGGAUUCGAUUUUGGAUCAAUUUUUAACAACAUCUGGUGGAUCAUCAUCAUCAUCAUUAAUAUCUUCAAUCAAUUUAUUACCACGUUCAGCAAAUAAAUCACAUGAUUUUAAUGUAAAUCAUUUGGAACAAAUUGCAUUGAAUACAUUAUUGACUGUGAUAAAUAAUGAUGAUAAUACAUCAUCAACAACGAUUCAAGACGAACAACAACAACGAAAUAAUAAUAAUCCUGCACUGAUAUUGAAAACAAUUCAAAUGAUUCAAUCAAAAUGGAUUGGUUAUGAUCAACCAAAACAAUUGGAACAUGUUCAGGUGAUGAUAUUUUUACUAUAUCUUAGUGGCCGUCAACAAUCAUAUCAACAAUUUAUUGAACAACAAUUACAACCAGAUAUAAUAAUUGAAUUUGAUCAUCAGCCAUAUUAUUUGAUAUCGAAAAAAAAUUUAGAACGAAGUUUUUUCAUCAUUUACCUGCAAUUAUUAUUACGUGAUCAUAUUAUCAAUCGUAAUCAAAUAACUAUUCGUCAUAUACGUUCGAUUGUGGAUCGUGCUGUUCAAAUAUUUCCCGAUGAUUCAUUAUUUUUAGCCAUUUUAGCUCGAUUAGAACAACGAUUUACUGUGAUGACAAAAAGUCGAAAAUUUUUUCAUGAUUAUGUUGCCAAUCAAGCUGGACAAUUACAGAAUUAUCUGAUGAAAAAAUAUCUUAACAAAAUCGAUGUUGGUGAUGAUGAUUAUGGCCAUACGAUUGAAUCAAUGUACAACAUUUUCAUGGCAACAUUACAUUCGGAAUUUUUGAUUCUAGAUAAAGUUACAGCCGUAGCAGAUGAUGAAUCGGGUUAUGAUUAUCGAAAUGGAUUAAUCAAUCGAAUACGUAAUCUAUUUGAACGUGCAUUGAAUUAUAAUGAUAAUGACAGUGAUCAUCAUAAUCAUAAUGGAUCGAUUGAUUGGAUUUUAGGACGUUCAUUGGCACAUUGUCCAAUUAUUUGGCGAUUAUUUAUACGAUUUGAGGAAUAUGAACUUCGACAUAAUCAAUGUAAUGAUUUUAAAUUUAAUUCAGCCAUUCUUUAUCGUGCAAUACAAAUGUGUCCAAAUCAUAAACAACUAUAUUUGGAUUGUAUGAAAUUAAUGAUGAAUGAUUGGAAAAAAUUAGUGGAUAUUAUGAUGGAUCAACAGAUUCGUAUCCGUACAACUGUUGAAGAGAUUGAUCUUUAUCUACAGAUGAUGAUAAUGGCUGCGAAGAAUGACGAAAAAAUCGGCGAAUCUAAAGAAUCCGAAAUCUAAUUAAGAUUGAAAGUUGUUGAAUCGGAAAAAAAAUAUUGAUACUCGAAGGAAUUUUUAAUAGUGACAUCUAUCGAUCAAUGGCACGAAACACUGUGGAUAUUUUUUUUUUGUUUUGUUUAUCACAUGUUUUAUCAUCAAACCAAAAACAAAAACAUUGCAAUCAUCAUUUUGUGACCUUCGAACAAUUAAAAAAAAAGGGAUUUUCUCUUUCAAAGCUAUUGUAUAUAGAUGUAGAGAGAAAAAAAACGCCGACAAUAACGAAUCAUCAUUAUCAAUGAAAAUUUUUUCUACAUCAUCAUCAUUU
Messenger RNA from Dermatophagoides pteronyssinus (European house dust mite), 4382 nucleotides. RefSeq names its product nuclear exosome regulator NRDE2-like. NCBI's taxonomy places the organism in Eukaryota, Metazoa, Arthropoda, Arachnida, Sarcoptiformes, Pyroglyphidae. Gene Ontology annotation, biological process: regulatory ncRNA-mediated heterochromatin formation; negative regulation of RNA catabolic process. The record is from RefSeq and is a predicted model, not a curated record. Gene Ontology annotation, cellular component: catalytic step 2 spliceosome.